AACUGUAUAUUUAUUUCUGGUUCAAGUUUACAUUUUACUGAUAGCAUAAUGAAUAGCUUAAUUUACACGUCCACUAUAGGCAUAUAGUAGUAGGUAGUUUAUUCUCAACAUCUGUGUCUUGUCUUGCUCUCUGUGUUACUGUCCGUUUUUAAGUGUUGACAAUAAUGUGGCGUACCUUAAUUAACAGAAACUUUAAUUUACAAAGACAUUCCGCAAAACGCAAAAUAUCAAGUCACGUUAUAAUCAAUGAAGAAGUAAAGGAUGCCUUGAAAAACAACCAACCCGUCGUUGCUUUGGAAUCGACAAUUAUAACCCAUGGAAUGCCAUUUCCCGACAACUUACAUUGCGCACGGGAAGUUGAGGGAAUAGUUCGAGAAAAGGGCGCAAUACCAGCAACAAUAGCGAUUUUGAGGGGUCGUAUCAAAGUCGGACUAACUUCCACUGAAUUGGAAGACUUAGCCGAUACAAGCAAAGCGAGUGCCAUAAAGACAUCCCGAAGAGAUUUUGGUUAUGUAAUAGCCAACAAGCUAAAUGGAGGAACCACUGUGGCUGCAACUUUAAUUGUCGCAAAACAAGCUGGUAUCCAGGUGUUUGCAACCGGAGGUUUAGGUGGAGUUCACCGGGAAGCCGAGAAAACGUUUGAUAUUUCGGCCGAUUUAAUUGAGCUUGGAAAAAGUCCAGUUGCAGUGAUUUCAAGUGGAGUGAAAUCAAUUCUAGACAUUCCCAAGACGUUGGAAUAUCUUGAAACUCAAGGAGUAUUCGUGGCAACUGUUGGAAGUAAUAGAGAGUUUCCAGCAUUUUAUUGCCGAACGAGUGGCUGCCAAGCUCCAUAUUAUGUGACUGAUGCAGCUCAGGCUGCAAACAUUAUUAAAUGCCAUUUCGAAAUGGGAUUAACAUCGGGAUUGUUAUUCGCCGUGCCCGUUGAAAAAGAGUUCGAAAUGAGUGCGGCGGAAAUGAACGAAAUAAUUGAUCGCGCCAUGUUAAGCGCAAAGACUUUGGGAAUAUCCGGUAAAGAAAUCACCCCCUACUUGCUAUCGCAGAUUUCCGCAUUAACCAAAGGUUCCUCGCUGAAGACCAACAUUGCGUUUAUUAAAAAUAACGCCAGGGUGGCCUCCGAAAUUGCUGUAAAGUUAUGUGGGUUAAAAGGUGAUUCAAAUGGAAAUAUUCAAGGGUCUGGAAAAUUUGAAGGCAGCUCGACUACUGACAAUCCGCCGAUCCUCCCUAAUCUGGCAGACGCUACUAAACUGAAAUAAGCCCAUAUUACAUGGCUUUGCACUUGCAUAUCCAUUUGAAAGAGCAUACUGAUUCGAUUGCGGAAUGACUCUUACAUAAUUUACUUGGUGUGUGCGUGUGCCAUUUAAUAAAGUAUACAUGUGCUAACUAAUCCUCAUUUUUUAGUAUGUAUUGCAAAUUACUCGUAAAUUACCAGGUUAAAAAGCUUUUUAAUUUUCUGUGUUGGAAAAAAUUUGGGUUUUUGUUGGAGUACUUAGCGAGUGCAAUUCAGCCCAUCUAGAAUUAUUCAAUGAUUUGGUGUAGAAUUUAAUGCUUAAGGGGCGUUUUGUUUCAUUGGAGCAUUAGAUAGAUAUAUAAGUAAAGUACUGCAUCACAUUC
Photinus pyralis (common eastern firefly) is the source of this 1611-nucleotide messenger RNA. Its product is annotated as pseudouridine-5'-phosphate glycosidase-like. The transcript has 6 exons. Gene Ontology annotation, molecular function: pseudouridylate synthase activity. Lineage: Eukaryota; Metazoa; Arthropoda; Insecta; Coleoptera; Lampyridae. The record is from RefSeq and is a predicted model, not a curated record. The coding region runs from base 165 to 1253 and encodes 362 amino acids.